Messenger RNA from Nicotiana attenuata, 3432 nucleotides. RefSeq names its product FT-interacting protein 1. The coding region runs from base 216 to 3251 and encodes 1011 amino acids. NCBI's taxonomy places the organism in Eukaryota, Viridiplantae, Streptophyta, Magnoliopsida, Solanales, Solanaceae. The record is from RefSeq and is a predicted model, not a curated record. The transcript has 2 exons.
CACCCCUUCUCUCUUGUCUAGUUACAACUCAAAUCCUUUCUAUUCUGUACUUUUCACUGUUGUAAAAUCUCAUUCCUUCUCUGUCUCUCUUUUCUUCUGUAUUUGUAUUUCUUGCUCAGUAUUUAUUAAACAAAUAAUUUAACCCCCUCAAGUUUCAUUUCUUCACUACCCCCACCCUCUCUGUUUUUCAUUCCAUUUCUUGAAAAAGUUUAGCCAUGAACAACGGUAAAGAAAAGUUGGUAGUAGAAGUGGUAGCAGCACAUAACUUAAUGCCAAAAGAUGGUGAAGGUUCAUCAUCAUCAUUUGUAGAAGUUGAGUUUGAGAACCAAAGACAAAAAACUCAAGUUAAAAUGAGAGAUUUAAACCCUGUUUGGAACGAAAAGCUUGUGUUUCAUGUUAGUGACGUGGCUGACCUUCCUUACCGGACUAUUGAAGUAAAUGUUUUUAACGAGAAAAGGUCAAAUACAAGUAGAAAUUUUCUGGGUCGGGUUCGAAUUUCGGGUUCCAGCAUUGCUAGAGAAGGAGAAGAAAUGGCACAGCUUUAUACUCUUGAUAAAAGAAGUCUUUUUUCUCAUGUACGUGGUGAGUUAAGUUUGAAACUUUAUUUGUCUACAACAGAAGAAGUGAAACAAGUUAUUAGUGGUAAUGGUGGUAUGGUUUCCCAAAAUGUUAAUUCCUCAUCUAAGAAGAACAAGAAAUUGCAGCAACAAACAAAUGCUACUAACAUGGUGCUCCAAAUGGGUCAAGAAAAUAAGGUAAAUUUUCAAAACCAGAACCAUUCAAAGCCAGUGGAGCCAGUCCCUGGUGACAUUAAGCCUGUUGUUAUUACUACUGUCCCUGGCCCCAUUAUCCCUGCCAUGUCCGGUGGCCAUGUCACCGGUGGCGGCGGUGGUCAUGGUGGUGGUGGGGUUGGUUUGUACACUUCUGGGCAAGGUGAGUUUUCUCUCAAAGAAACAAGUCCACAUCUUGGUGGUGGUUUGAAUAAGGACAAGACUAGUUCAACAUAUGACCUGGUGGAACAAAUGCAGUAUUUGUAUGUUAGAGUUGUAAAGGCUAAGGAUUUUUCUGUUUUUGGUGGUGGUGAGCUUGUAUCUGAGGUGAAACUUGGAAACUACAGAGGGAUUACUAAAAGGGUCUCCUCAAAUCAUGCUGAAUGGGACCAAGUUUUUGCCUUUUCAAAAGAUUGUGUUCAGUCGUCUGUGGUGGAAGUUUUUGUGAAGGAAAAUAAUAAAGACGAGUACUUGGGCCGUGUUUGGUUUGAUCUCAAUGAGGUCCCUAAACGAGCUCCGCCGGAUAGUCAGUUGGCUCCACAGUGGUACAGAAUGGAAGACAAGAAAGGCGAUAAGUCUAAAGGUGGUGAAGUUAUGGUUGCCAUUUGGUUUGGAACUCAAGCUGAUGAAGCCUUUGCUGAGGCUUGGCAUUCUAAAGCAGCAAAUGUGCAUUUUGAUGGUUUGUGUUCUAUCAAGUCCAAAGUGUAUCUGUCACCUAAGCUUUGGUAUUUACGAGUUGGGAUCAUUGAAGCUCAAGAUAUUGUUAUGGGGGAAAAAGGGUCAUCAUUGAUGAGAUACCCUGAGCUUUUCGCCAAAGUUCAAGUUGGGAACCAGGUUUUGAGGACUAGAGUUUCUCCGCCUGCUGCUACUAGAAGCCUUUCAAAUCCUUUUUGGAACGAGGACUUAAUGUUUGUGGUUGCAGAGCCAUUUGAAGACUUCUUGCUUGUAUCUAUUGAGGAUAGAAUUGCUCCCAACAGAGAGGAAAUCGUGGGGAGAGUUCUUUUGCCUGUUUCAAGCCUAGAAAGACGACUAAACGAGAAGCCAGUGACUUCGAGGUGGUUCAAUCUUGAUACCCAUUUGGGCAACCCGAAUGAUCCCAAAGCUGUGGUUAGAUUUGCCUCGCGGAUUCACCUCCGAGCCUCACUUGAUGGAGGUUACCAUGUGCUCGACGAGGCCACAAUGUAUAGCAGUGAUGUUAGGCCAACAGCAAAGCAGCUCUGGAAGCCCCACAUUGGAGUUCUUGAGGUUGGGGUUUUGGGUUCCACCAAUCUCGUGCCAAUGAAAAUGAAAGAAGGCAAGGGUGGCUCUACAGAUGCGUACUGUGUGGCAAAGUAUGGGCAGAAAUGGGUCCGAACUAGGACCGUGGUGGACAGCUUGUCUCCUAAAUGGAAUGAGCAAUAUACUUGGGAAGUCUUUGACCCUUGCACUGUUAUCACUAUUGGGGUGUUUGAUAAUUCUCGUGUAGACAAGAAUAUGGCUAACUCUAUGGCUGGAAACCGGGACUCUCGAAUUGGGAAGGUUAGGAUCAGGCUAUCAACUCUUGAAUCAGAUAAAGUUUAUACUCAUUCAUAUCCACUCUUGAUGCUGCAUCCUUCUGGGGUGAAAAAGAUGGGGGAGCUUCAUUUGGCUGUUCGGUUUUCUUGUGCUAAUAUGUUAAAUAUGCUUCAUAUGUACACGAUGCCAUUGCUUCCGAAGAUGCAUUACAUUCAGCCUUUGUCUGUAAAUCAGUUAGACACCUUGAGGCACCAGGCUAUGAAUGUGGUGGCAGCUAGGCUUAGUCGAUCUGAGCCGCCUUUGGGGAGAGAAGUGGUGGAGUACAUGCUUGAUCAUGAUUCUCACAUGUGGAGCAUGAGAAAGAGCAAAGCAAAUUUCUUUAGGCUGACAAAUGUGGUUUCUUGGUUUGUUACUAUGAGCAGGUUGCUUGAGUCCGCGCGCAAUUGGCAUAAGCCAGUGUACUCAGCGUUAGUGCUGAUUGCGUUUAUCAUUCUCGUAUUGGUGCCCGAGCUCAUUAUCCCUUGUGUACUAUUCACCUUGGCUGCAGUAGGACUAUGGCGUUAUAGGUCCCGCCCACGCCACCCUCCCCACAUGGAUACUCGACUCUCGUAUGCAGAAAGCGUUUAUCCUGAUGAACUAGACGAGGAAUUUGAUUCAUUCCCGGCAAGUAGAAGUGCUGAAAUCGUUCGAAUGAGAUAUGAUAGGCUGAGAAGCGUGGCCGGAAGGAUUCAAACUGUGGUUGGAGAUAUGGCAACCCAAGGGGAGAGAUUUCAGGCAUUGUUAAGCUGGAGGGAUCCAAGAGCAACAUUCUUGUUUGUAAUAUUUUGCUUCUUUGCUGCAUUUGGGUUCUAUUUGGUGCCAAUCAAAUGGGUGGUGGCUCUUUGGGGUUUGUAUUAUUUGAGACCACCUAAGUUCAGGAACAGGUUGCCAUCUAGUGCUGUUUGUUUCUUGAAGAGGCUGCCAACCAGGGCAGAUAGCAUGUUGUAAAAUCUUAGUCAUUGGUGGGGAGUUAGACAUGUAUUUUAUGAAGUGUAGGAUCAGAAUUUUAUCAAGAGUAGGAUUUGAGUUUUCUAUUUUGGAUUUCAGAUGUAGACUUGCCCUGAGCUUUUGCUGUACUAGUCUGUUUGUUCAAUGUUUCAUUGUAAUAUAUAUGGGGUACUUUCUAUUC